GGCUAGGGCAAAUCCAUCUCUUAUUAUUUAAGAGGAGAGAGCUAGAGCUCUGGCGAUGGCGAUAGAAGCGCAGCAGCAGCCCCAAUGGUUCACUCCAAUGAGGUUGCUCGUUCUCUUCUGUGUCAUCAAUCUCCUCAACUACGUUGACCGCGGCGUGAUCGCGAGCAAUGGCGUGAAUGGCGCUCCUGGGAACCAUACUUGCCGCGCAAACGAGGCUUGCUCGCAUGGAUCUGGGAUACAGGGUGAGUUUAAGCUCUCGAAUUUCCAAGAUGGUGUUUUGUCGUCGGCUUUCAUGGGAGGACUCCUGGUCGCGUCUCCGAUUUUCGCCGAGCUAACGAAAAGCUGCAAUCCUUUCCGGCUAAUCGGAGUUGGCCUUUCGGUCUGGACGUUUGCCACUGCUGGUUGCGGUUUCUCUGUGGGAUUUUGGUCGAUCGCAUCUUUUAGACUGCUUGUUGGAGUGGGAGAAGCUUCGUUCGUCAGCCUCGCAGCUCCAUUCAUUGACGAUUAUGCUCCCCCCGAACAAAAAAGUAGAUGGCUUUCGUACUUUUACAUGUGCAUGCCGGUUGGAGUGGCAUUGGGCUACGUGUUUGGGGGUGUGGUUGGAUCCUUGUUGCAUUGGAGGGCAGCCUUUUUCCUGGAGGCUUUGAUCAUGCUCCCCUUUGCGGUGUUUGGAUUUGUUUCCGCUCCUAUCAAUCUUAUGUCGAACUCUAAUGACGAUUUGUAUACAUUAAUAGACGAGGAGCAGUCCACGAUGGAGAAUAGUGAACGAUCAGCUAAAAGACCUGGUCUUUCAAAAUUGAAAGGCGUCCUUUAUGACUUCAGAGAUCUUUUCCAAAACAAAGUUUAUAUGAUCAAUGUUCUAGGGUAUAUCGCGUUCAAUUUUGUGUUAGGCGCCUAUUCGUACUGGGGUCCAAAAGCUGGUGAAGCGAUCUAUCAGAUGAAAAGCGCGGAUCUAAUUUUUGGUGGGGUUACCAUGCUGUGUGGAGUUAUCGGUACUUUUGCGGGAGGUGCCGUACUCGAUUUCAUUGGAUCUUCCAUACGGAACGGAUUCAAGCUCCUUGCGCUAUCAACUAUCCUUGGAGGAGUUGGAUGCAUGCUCGCCUUCUCGUCGAGAAACGUGGUUUUGUUUAUUUUCUUAUUCGCUGUAGCAGAGCUAUUUCUUUUCGCGACACAGGGCCCUGUCAAUCAGUUAAAUCUACAAAGUGUGCCUCAAGAACUGCGAGCGUUAGCUAUGGCAACUUCGACUGUCUUAAUACAUGUUCUUGGGGACGUCCCUUCCUCCCCUCUUGUCGGAUUAGUGGAGGAUAAGCUACACAAUUGGAGGUCGACCGCUUUGAUCCUGACCUCAAUCUACUUCCUGGCAGCCGCUUUUUGGCUGUGGGGAUUUCUUCUCUUCUUCUUUGGCUCAGUAGAAGAGAAACAAUCCCCACAAGCCGGGCAGGAAGAAACGACUUUGAUCCAGCACUGAACCUUCGACACCAUUGUAUAGGCGUGGUUACACAAAACCGCGCGGAAGCCGUUGGCCUUCCCUGGAAGCCAGGAAGCCAUCUGCGAGCAAGUCUAGUAUUUAUAUAUGCCGGUGGUAGACUCUCCUGCAACUUCUUUCUUUCUU
Messenger RNA from Selaginella moellendorffii, 1612 nucleotides. RefSeq names its product probable sphingolipid transporter spinster homolog 2. Gene Ontology annotation, cellular component: membrane. Gene Ontology annotation, biological process: transmembrane transport. The record is from RefSeq and is a predicted model, not a curated record. NCBI's taxonomy places the organism in Eukaryota, Viridiplantae, Streptophyta, Lycopodiopsida, Selaginellales, Selaginellaceae. The transcript has 14 exons. Bases 56 to 1468 code for a protein of 470 amino acids. Gene Ontology annotation, molecular function: transmembrane transporter activity.